CCGCUGAUAAGUAACUUGUUAUCGAUCAACCGGGCAUACAUCACCCGCCCUGAGCAGGCAAAAUCUCGCUCCCAAAGCACUUACCAGCAAACCGAAAACGAGAGAAGAAAAAGUCAAAUGCUGCCAGCCAGCCCCCAUCCAGACAAGUCCCUGCCCUCGUCGUUGGAAUGAGGAGACUACCUUCCCAGCUGCUGGCUUCCAUCCCAAUCUCCACACGGCGAGCUGCUGCCUCGGCGGCGCUCUCCCUCCGCCUGCCUCCGUCGACAUGGCGCACCCAUAGCAAUGGUUAUAGUGGGCAGGUCCGGCUCGACGGGCUCUUACUAGCGGAUAAUCCCCGGCCACCACAGCCGAGACCGCACCCCUUCCGGUUCGAGACGGGCAUCGCCGUCUUCGCCAAGCGACCGCCGCGCCCGUUCCCGCCGCCCUUCCUGUCGGCGCCGUCGGGGUCGUUCAGCGACCCGCUCAGCACGCACGAGGGUGGGCGGCGGUCGGGCCCCGUGCGGGGCAGGACCAACGGCGAUGACGCCGUGUACGCGGGGGAGAUGUUUAUCUGCGCCAAUGACGGGGUUGGGGCGUGGAGUACGCGGCCGAGGGGGAAUGCUGGCUUAUGGGCGAGGCUGAUCCUCCACUACUGGGUCGCGGCCAUGCAGGAGGACGCGACGAGGCCGCGCCAGCCGGGCGACUGCUACGUCCCCGACCCGGUCGAGUACCUGCAGCGGGCGUACGAGCAGACCAUCGAGGCGACGAGCCCGCCCAACGACUGGCUUGGCACGACGACCGCCUGCGGGGCGCAGUUACACUAUCAGAAGACAAGGAACCAAGGGGGAGCCGACGGGGUGACCCCCCUCCUCUACGUGGCCAGCCUGGGCGACUCGCAGGUGAUGGUGGUGCGGCCGUCGGACCGGUCGCUCGUGUUCAAGACGACGGAGCAGUGGCACUGGUUCGACUGCCCGCGGCAGCUGGGGACCAACAGCCCGGACACGCCGCGGGCCAACGCCGUCGUCGACGCCGUGCCCAUCAGGGAGGGCGACGUGGUGCUCGCCAUGACGGACGGCGUCAUCGACAACCUGUGGGCCCACGAGAUCGUCGAGAACGUGAGCGACAGCGUCGCGAGGUGGGAGGCCGGCGAGGGGCUUGUCGCCGGGGUCAGGGCGGCCGGGGAUGGUGCUGGCGAGGCGGCGCGGAGGAAGGGUGGUAGGGGUGGGGGCAUGAAGUUCGUUGCUGAGGAGCUCAUGGAGGCGGCUAAGACGGUGGCGCUGGAUCCGUUUGCUGAGAGCCCGUUUAUGGAGCAUGCUAUCGAGGAGGGGCUGGCGAGCGAAGGGGGGAAACUCGACGAUAUCAGCGUAGUCGCGGCGCUGGGUUGGUCUAGGGAUUUGCUGGGAAAGCGCUCUAAACAGUACAGGAAGCUGAUGCAGCAGCUGUCCAUCACCUUCGGCUUCCGAGAACCGUACCAAUGCAUCGUCGACGCUGAGAUCGUCAAGGAGACAACCCGCUGCAAGAUGGACCUGCUGGCUAGUCUGGAGCGGACUCUCCACGGGAAGGUCAAGCCUCUGAUCACCCAGUGCAGCAUCCGGCACCUCUACAAGGACAACACGGACCCGACGACGGCGGCGGCGAUCGAGGUGGCCAAGGCGGUGUGCGAGCGGCGGCGGUGCGGGCACCACCCGGACUCGUUCCCGGAGCCGCUGCCGACGCUCGAGUGCCUAUCGUCGGUGGUGGACCCGGGCAAGUCGGGCACCAACAAGCACCGGUACUGCGUGGCGACGCAGGACCUCGAGGUGCGGAGGGCCAUGCGCGCCGUGCGCGGCGUGCCGCUCGUGUACGUCGCCCGCUCCGUCAUGAUCAUGGAGCCGCUGUCGGACGCCACGGCGGCGACCAGGGAGAGGGAGGAGAGGGGGAAGUUCCGCGACGGGAUCAUCCGGUCUAGGCCUGCGAAGAGGAAGAGGGGGGACGAUGAGGGCGAGGAGGGGAGUGGUAGCGGCAGCGGCUCCGAGAGCGGGAGCGGGGGCGAUGAGGGAGGGGAAGGGGAGAAGGAUAAGCAGAAGAAGAAGAAGAAGCGGAAUUAUGGCCCCAAGGGCCCGAAUCCCUUGGCGGUCAAGAAGACGAAGAAGGAGCAGCAGCAGGCGAAGAAACCGGCAAGGGUGGAGGGGCAGGGGGCUGGGCCGUCACCGACUAAUGAGGCGGGUGGGGAACAGAAGGCGAAGAGGAAAAGGAGAAAGAGGCGCAAUGCUGAAGGUGCCGGUGAAGGUGCCGGUGAAGGUGCAGGUGAAGGUGCUGGUGAAGGGGCGGCAACCCUGGCCGCUGAGGGUUGAACGGUACCUUGGUUGUUAUGCGUGUUGCGACAUGAGUACAUUAUUGAAGCCUACUGGGCGAGAUUCCCGCCUUUUUAUGGGAGCAAGUCACAUACAAAAUGAGAUACCAUUAUCCGUUUUGCUCGCGAUGCUGUCCCUCAAAGUUCAUACUUCUCUGCAUCACUACCAGUUUCAGUAUUGUCUUUCCUCUAGACCCAGUCCUGUUUGCGAUGAUUGGCGAAAACAUCCAUGAUUGACAGUCA
This is a messenger RNA of Phialemonium atrogriseum, 2554 nucleotides long. RefSeq names its product Fcf1-domain-containing protein. Bases 168 to 2312 code for a protein of 714 amino acids. Lineage: Eukaryota; Fungi; Ascomycota; Sordariomycetes; Cephalothecales; Cephalothecaceae. Gene Ontology annotation, molecular function: protein serine/threonine phosphatase activity. Gene Ontology annotation, biological process: protein dephosphorylation. The record is from RefSeq and is a predicted model, not a curated record. The transcript is spliced from 8 exons. Gene Ontology annotation, cellular component: small-subunit processome.